Cynoglossus semilaevis (tongue sole) is the source of this 2025-nucleotide messenger RNA. It is a transcript of the gene s1pr4, whose product is annotated as sphingosine-1-phosphate receptor 4. NCBI's taxonomy places the organism in Eukaryota, Metazoa, Chordata, Actinopteri, Pleuronectiformes, Cynoglossidae. Gene Ontology annotation, biological process: G protein-coupled receptor signaling pathway. The record is from RefSeq and is a predicted model, not a curated record. The coding region runs from base 324 to 1559 and encodes 411 amino acids. Gene Ontology annotation, cellular component: membrane. The transcript has 2 exons. Gene Ontology annotation, molecular function: sphingosine-1-phosphate receptor activity.
UCUCUCGCUUUUUCUGUGUGUGUGUAUGUGAAUGUGUGUGUGUGAUGUGUUCAAGUUAUAUGUUAGGGUGUGGUGAGUAACCUUUGCUGUUUUACUUCCCCAUCAAAAACCUAAAGCCAGUCUCUCACACCCCCACAUCACUGAGCAGCGGCAGCAGCGUGGGCAGCAAGUGACAGGUGUGUACUGAGCCCCCUAGUGGUCAGAGAGUGUCGGUAGCCUGCUGUGUCACAGGAGUGCCACACUAACUCCCACCCAGCCUCACACCAGCUCUGUGCAGCCCGAUUUCACCCACUGCGAUCGUGACCGUGAUCCAGGCAACCGCCAUGAGUGUCAUCGCCUCGCUCACCUCCCCCUCCUCCUGCCCCCACGUCUACCACUCCCCCAGUUUCCCCAUGUCUCCCACCACGUCGGACACCAACGGCACUGGGAUCAGCUACGUGAUCCUACACCAUUACAACCACACUGGGCGUCUGCAGAACAGAACCAUCUCCAAAGAGCCCAGCCCCGUCAGCGUCACCGCGGCCUUUUUCCUCUUUUUCAGCAUUUUCAUCAUCCUGGAGAAUCUUCUGGUCCUGGUGGCCAUCAUCUCCCACAUCCGCUACAGUCGGCGCUGGGUCUACGUCUGCAUCGCCAACAUCACUCUCAGCGACCUUCUCACGGGGACAGCGUACCUGGUGAACAUCUGUAUGUCUGGCAACCGGACGUUCCGCCUCAGCCCUGCCCUGUGGCUCUUCAGAGAAGGGCUGGUGUUCGUGGCCCUGGCGGCGUCCAUAUUCAGUCUGCUCCUGAUCGCUAUCGAGCGUUACAGCGCCAUGAUGCAGCCCCACAGCCAAAAGUCAGCCAGGAAGAACUAUUACAGGAUUUACGGCCUGGUGGUGCUCUGCUGGAUUUUGCCCCUGGUCAUUGGCUUCCUGCCCUUGUUUGGUUGGAACUGCGUGUGCAGCCUGGAGCACUGCUCCACCCUCCUGCCGCUCUACUCCAAGAGCUACAUCUUAUUCACUCUCCUCAUUUUCUUCCUCAUCCUCCUGGCUAUUGGCGUACUCUACGGCGCCAUCUAUUGUCACGUACACAGUAGCGCUCAGGGGUUCCAGCGCAGUCAGAAGCGCUCAUUGGCUCUGCUCAGAACUGUCAUCACCAUCGUCGGGGUGUUCAUCGUCUGCUGGGGGCCGCUCUUCGUCCUGCUGUUGGUGGAUUUCUUCUGUGACUCCCACAAAUGUGCGCUGCUGUUCAGCGCCGACUAUUUCAUCUCCCUGGCGGUGCUGAACUCUGGACUCAACCCCAUCAUCUACGCCCUGGGCAGCAGUGAAAUGAGAAAGGCCAUCGCUGAGCUGCUGUGCUGCUGCUGCCUGAGGACGGGGCCCUGUCACCCCGACACGUACUCGUCCAAGGAGACCAGCAGCACGUCAGUCAGCAGGCGGGACAGUUUCAGAAACAGUUUCAACAAGGUCAGAAAUCUAAGCGUGGCCUCGCCGCCAUCCACCCCCAGCAAACCUCGCAGAACGCCCAAAAAAUACAGGUUGAGCUCCACCACCAGUUGCCUGUCAGUUUCAAGUGGUUAAACCACAACCUGCUCCCCUCCCUGUGCGCUGAUACUGAUCUAACUGUUUCCUGGCCUCGAUGGUGUUUGUUUUGAAUGUUUACUCACUGCUGCGCCUGCAGGCGGCUGCAGAGGUGCGCUGUCACACAAAUGCAUCGAUUUAAAAAAAAAAAAAGCAAAUAUCCAGCUUCCCACCCAUUCUAUGCAUUUAUUGCAUUUACAGCACUGUAUAAAAUCUCAUUCCAUGUUGUUGUAAUUUACUCUCAACAUCCAGAAAUAUAUUUUUUUCUUUUUUUUUUUUUUGGGGAAAUUGAUGUGAAUAAUAAUAUACAGCUGAGCCCACGCUGGAGAAGCAGAUUGACUGACGUCAAGUCAAAUGUGAAAAGUGUUCUGUACAGUUUAUACAAACAUGCAUGACGUUGUAUUUGGCUUUUAUGAUUAUGUUUUUGUAACAUUAUUUGAAAUAAAGUACACAAUAAUGCAAUGUA